Messenger RNA from Camelina sativa (false flax), 1355 nucleotides. Its product is annotated as myb family transcription factor EFM-like. NCBI's taxonomy places the organism in Eukaryota, Viridiplantae, Streptophyta, Magnoliopsida, Brassicales, Brassicaceae. The record is from RefSeq and is a predicted model, not a curated record. Gene Ontology annotation, molecular function: DNA-binding transcription factor activity; DNA binding. Gene Ontology annotation, biological process: regulation of DNA-templated transcription.
UAUNUGCUUAACAAUGCUGUCGAAUUUUACAAACAACAACUAGAAGCAUAUCGAGCAAAUAGUAAUAACAAUAACCAAAGUGUACCCACAAGACCAGUUCUUGAAGAGUUCAUACCCUUAAGGAACCAACCCGAAAAACCUAAUAUCAAAGGAAAUAAUUGGAUGACGACCACUCAGCUUUGGAGCGAAUCCGAAACCAAACCAAAAAACAUUGAUUCAACCGCUGAUCAAUCUCUUCACAAAGAUGAGAUUGCCAGUAGUCCAAAACUUGGUCAUUUCGACGCGAAACAAAGAAAUGGAAACGGCGCUUUUCUUCCCUUCUCUAAGGAACAUUCUUUGCCUGAAUUAGCUCUAUCUACGGAGGUCAAGAGGGUCUCUCCAACCAGCGAACAUACUAAUGGUCAUGACGGUAAUGAUGAGAGCAUGAUCAACAAUGAUACUAACAAUAAUAAUAACAAUUCGAACAACAAUGGAGUUUCUUCUACAACGAGUCAAAGUAAUAGAAAGGCACGACGUUGCUGGUCGCCCGACUUGCACCGAAGAUUUGUCCAAGCUCUUCAAAUGCUUGGUGGGUCGCAAGUGGCUACACCAAAACAGAUAAGGGAACUUAUGAAAGUUGAUGGUUUGACCAACGAUGAAGUUAAAAGCCAUCUCCAGAAGUAUCGGCUUCACACUAGAAGACCAAGCCCAAGCCCACAAACGUCGGGUGGACCAGGUCCUCAUUUGGUCGUCUUAGGUGGCAUAUGGGUCCCACCGGAGUACACCACCGCACACGGUGGCACUCCGACUCUCUACCACCACCAAGUUCAUCACCAUCACACCAGCACGGCGGGGCCGCCUCCACCACACUUCUGCUCGUCCCAAGAAUUUUACACAACUCCACCGCCUCCGCAGUCACUCCACCACCACCACUUUCAAACGUUUAACGGCUCAUCCGGUGCCGCCUCCACUGACUCAACUCAUAAUCAGUUAACGCAUAGUGCCGCAGAUGAAGAGAAGUCGCCGGAGAGUGGUGGUGGAGAGAAAAAAGGGUUGGCUGCUCUUAGGGAAGAAGGUGAAGACCAAAGCAAUGUUAAUGGAAGUGAAAUAACUCUAAAAUUCUAAAAAACAAAUUCGUGAUCGUUAAUUAAUUAGAGGAAUGAGAUCCUAGGGUUAGGGUUUGUGGGUGGCUACGUAACGUAUUAUAUUGCUUGUAUCUCUCUAUAUAUACUUCUCAUCAGUAGAAAAAACGAAUCGUAGGAGGCAGCGAGUGUUUUUCUCGAAUAUUGUUAAUUAUUAUAAUUAAUCUGUUGUUGAAUAAUUUGUCAUUUAGAAAAUUCAUUAUGACCAUAAUAAGAAAAGAAGAUGUAUCCAAC